Messenger RNA from Chaetura pelagica (chimney swift), 1236 nucleotides. It is a transcript of the gene SLC35G2, whose product is annotated as solute carrier family 35, member G2. The coding region runs from base 1 to 1236 and encodes 411 amino acids. The record is from RefSeq and is a predicted model, not a curated record. The transcript has a single exon. Lineage: Eukaryota; Metazoa; Chordata; Aves; Apodiformes; Apodidae. Gene Ontology annotation, cellular component: plasma membrane.
AUGGAUGCGUCUUCCCAGAAAUGCCCAGUCAAAAAACGAGUGAAAAUUCAUCCCAACACAGUAACAGUGAAAUACACUUCUCAUUAUCCCCAGCCAGGAGAAGAGGGGUAUGAGGAUGCUAAUGAAGACACUGGAGUAUUUCUGGAGGAUAAUCCUAAGAAAAGACUACUGAGCAAUGGGACAAAGAGAGAAAGGACCUUUUUUGGUACAAUAGACACCAAGCUUCAGCCAGCACAACUGCCAAAACCCGAGGAGAUUGGGCAAUCCCAGCAUUUUGCUGCAGGAAAUGGACUGCAGUCGAGGAAAACAUGGGUCGUCCUGUUUGGAUCUGCGGUGGCUCACGGCUGUGUGGCUCUAAUUACAAGAUUAGUUUCAGAUCGUUCCAAGGUGCCAUCCCUAGAGUUAAUUUUCAUCCGUUCAGUCUUACAGGUACUGUCCAUCGCUGUUGUGUGUCAUCACCACGAGCCUCCCUUUGGCCCCAAAGGCUACAGACUCCGCCUCUUCUUCUACGGGGUCUGCAACGUUCUCUCCAUCACCUGUGCUUACACCUCCUUCUCUAUCGUUCCCCCCAGCAAUGGGACCAUUAUGUGGAGGGCUACCACAACAGUGUUCAGUGCCAUUUUGGCUUUUUUACUCCUAGAUGAGGGCAUGGAUUACAUAGACAUCAUCACUGUAGUUGGCAGCGUGUUUGGUGUUUGUCUGGUCAUGAUCCCCAACAUUGUGAAGGAGGAAUACUCGUUGCUGAGCACCUGGAAGGAAGCUUUUGGCUAUACCAUGACUGUUAUGGCAGGUUUGACCACUGCUCUCUCCAUGAUAGUCUAUAGAUCAAUCAAAGAUAACGUCAGCAUGUGGACAGCGCUGUUCACCUUCAGCUGGACGGGAACGGUGUGGGGAGCAUCCACCAUGUUCUUGCUUCAAGAGCCAAUCAUCCCACUGGAUGGAGAAACCUGGAGCUAUCUCCUUGCCAUCUGCCUGUGCUCCACAGCAGCUUUCCUGGGGGUCUACUAUGCCCUGAGCAAGUUCCACCCUGCUUUGGUGAGCACUGUGCAGCACCUGGAGAUCGUCAUUGCCAUGGUCCUACAGCUGGUUGUGUUGCGGAUCUUCCCAGGCGCUUAUGAUCUUGUUGGGGGAGCAGUUAUUUUGGUUAGUGUUUUUUUCCUUGCAUAUUAUAAACUGUCCUGGAAGAAUUUAGGAAGACAAGAUUACCAGGAGAUUGUGGAUUCUUCCAUUAAAUGA